AUGGAUCCCGCAGGCCUCGCGGUUGCACUGGUGGCCGCAGCGACCGAACUCGCUAUCAAAGUGAGGGCUUUCAAAAAGCGAAUGAAUGACCGCCCAACCAUAGUCGAUGGCUUGCUGGAUUACUGUAGAAUGGUUAAAGGUGAUUCAGAGAUGAUUGCCGGGCAGGCAGACCGCAUCCAAGCAAUCACAGAUCCAUCGUUCCACGGAAGAGGGAGUCCGCUAUACGUCCUGUGCACCAGACUACAAGGCCUGACCAGGCUCCUCAGUGAAUUUGACGAGGAGCUGGGCGAUCUCACCAGAUCAAGUGCUACGACUUGGCUAGGAAGAGCGAUUCUGCAGAUUGACACAGACGAUGCACUCCCAAGAAUAAGGCACGUUCAGGAUAGAAUAGAACAGUACCUCUCCAGCAUGUUGCGUUCGAUGCAAUGUAUCCAACUUACCCUCCAGGAACCUCCAGUGCCACCUCGCCCACUGAAUGCAGCGUCAUCCACACUUCCCAACUUUCCUACUCCGCCUCCGUCGCCAGGCCUCAGCGAUAUCAAAAUCACGCCGGGCGGCAGGAAAUUCUCGAAUAUCUCCAGCCUAAGCCAGACUACAGAUAUUGAGAGGGCAACUCGGAAUCUGGAUAUGCAUCUCGUCGAACGAUUGCUGCAGGAAGACGUCACAGGAACUCUUAUCCACACGAUAGAUUCCCAUGGACGAACUCUUGUCGAUAUCGCCGUGUGCCAGGGCAAAAGCACUCACCCAUCCCAAGUGCCGCUGGUCAGAAUGUUAAAGGAGCGAGGUGUAAAAUUCACACUCAAAGACGACCGUCAUCGGAGGAUGUAUCGUGAAAUCAUGGACACCAUCAAACUACAGUCGAGGAAGAAAUGGUGACAUAAACCAUAUCAUCUACCAGAAUCGACCGGUAAAUGCAAAAUAUGCGGUAUAGUGUCAACAUAUCCGCGUCUCGACGACUCAUCGAGGGAGACAGCCCUUGCACGCUUCGGCCAGUACAAUGUGUCCGGCUGGAGAGACGACUCCCGUAUAACGGUGACCGAUUCCACAAUGCCCACAUGCAGAUCUGAAUUCCACGGAUGUAUCCUAAAAAUAUGCGUUGCAAUCGGAAUCCGGCGGCAGAUAUCCUUUUCUCUCCGAUUCCCCUUGGUAGAGUCCACUGAGGAGACUAUGCCUUGUUUCUGUGGAAAUUGUCGGCACCGACGGGACGCAGCAUUUGAGUACAUAUUUCGCUGCACGAUAAUGCCGGGGUUUGCCUGCGUCUGCGCAAUAAAGCGAGAGGAUACUCCAUCAUUCGAUUUUGUUAACUUUUCUUUUCUCUGCCCCCCCCCUCCCUUUUUUUUGCUGUACAAUAAUUUUCUCCAAAAGAGUCAACAAAAUGUACAUACAUACACACAAGCACCAACGAAUGGCAGAAACAAUUUCAAAACUCGCAGGUAUUCUGCGC
Messenger RNA from Coccidioides posadasii C735 delta SOWgp, 1444 nucleotides. RefSeq lists its product as uncharacterized. Lineage: Eukaryota; Fungi; Ascomycota; Eurotiomycetes; Onygenales; Onygenaceae. The record is from RefSeq and is a predicted model, not a curated record.